CCGACUUCUUUCACCUUUCCCUCCCCUCCCAGUCAAACCAGAUCCUCUGACCGUCUUCUCACCUGCCUGUUGGUCGAUCGUUUCACCAUGGCGACCCUGGCCGAGAAGCUGGAGAAGAUCAAGUCUCCCAAGCUGCAGAAUCAGCAACAUACGGCUGUUGUGCUUUCUGCAGUCGAAGACACCCUCCGCGAUCAGAAAGCCGAUUUCUCUUCCACAGCAUAUUUCGCCGCGCUGUUGGCGCUUCUGGGCCAGUCCAUCUCCGCUACCCAAGGCAUUGUCAACAAGGACCUCGCUACUUCCGUCGUGUAUCUGCUCGACAUCACCGCUACAUAUGUCCCGGCGCCGAUCCUUCGCUCCAAGUUCUCGCAGAUCCUGACCAGUCUCGCGCCCGCCCUCUCUCUGCCCGAAGUCGAAGCCCCGCUCCUCCGUCCGUCCAUCGGCUGUCUCGAGUCUCUUCUCGUCGCCCAAGAUGUCGCGGCCUGGCAACUCCCUCACACCCAGAUCGGUCCCCGUCGGGCCAUGGCUGGUCUGCUGAGUUUGUCGGUGGAUCACCGCCCCAAGGUCCGGAGACGUGCUCAGGAUGCCUUGAUCAAGGUCCUCAAGACCCCUCCCCCCAGCCCCUCCUUGGACCACCCGGCUGCCGAUAUGUGUGCGGAGACUGCUCUGCGCACCCUGGGCGACAGCAUCACGGCGGCAGCAAAGUCGAAGCGUGGCCGUAACGACCCCCAGAAUCGGGACAGCCACGACCCUCUCGUCAUUCACUCUUUGCAACUAGUUAAGACGAUUGCCGUCGCUUCGGGCGGCUGGCCGAGCAAGAAGAUUGAGCCGCUGUGCGAGCUCUUGAUGAACGCUUCCCGGUCGACCAACGAAUAUAUCACCAUGGGCGCCUUCGAGGUCUUUGAGGUCAUCUUCUCUAGCAUGGCCAACGAAUUCUCGUCCUCCAAGCUUCCUCGCCUUCUCGAGGCGAUCACCGACCUCAAGCCCGCACAGAACGACUCGCAGCUGCUGCCCCCCUGGAUCGCCGUCUUGUCGCGCGGCUACGACGUGUCCGCCCAGACCAGCCCCGAAGAUACCUUUGAGAAGCUCCCGGACUUGUUCAACAUGAUUUCCGGCUACCUCGCCUCUCCUUCACGCAACAUCCGUGUGUCGGCAUCGGAGUGUUUGGUCUCGUUCCUUGCGAACUGCAUUCCCAAGAACGUUAUCAUCGAGCCCUCGAUCUACGACGAGAAGACACUCGAAAAGCUCGCCAAGGCCGCCUUGGAUCUCCUCUCCGUGAAGUACCAGGCUGCCUGGGCGGAGGUGUUCAAUGUCUGCGCUGCCAUGUUCGACAGCUACAAGUGGCGCUCAAGCCCCUACCUCGACGACAUUGUCAAGACGGUUGGUGAGCUCCGCAGCAACGAGUCUUUCCACGGGAAGAAGGAGGCGGACAAUGUCCUGGGUAGUGCUAUUGAGGCUAUGGGUCCUGCUGCCGUUCUGGAGAUUCUGCCUCUGAACAUCAUUGUCCAGAAGGCCGGUCAGCCCGGUCGUGUCUGGCUCCUCCCUGUCCUUCGCGACAACGUCACCAACACCAAUCUUUCUCACUUCCGCUCCGAGUUCGUUCCGCUCAGUGAGGCUCUGUACCAGAAGGUGAUGUCUUACGGCUCCUCUGGGAAGGAUGUGGAAGUGAAGAUCUUCGAGACUCUUGUCCAGCAGACUUGGGCUAUCCUGCCCGGUUACUGUGAGCUGCCUCUCGAUCUGGUCGAAUCGUUCGACCAGAGCUUCGCAGAGCUUCUCUCCAACGUUCUUUACAAGCAAACCGAGCUGCGGGUCGACAUCUGCCGGGCUUUGCAGAACUUGGUAGAGUCUAACCAGGCUAUCUUGUCUCUCGAAGAGGAGGGCGAUGACUUGAUUCUCCAGCGCCGAAUUACCAAGGCUGCGGCUACCAAGAACAUUGCCCAUUUGGCCGGAUUUGCCAGCAACUUGUUGGCGGUCCUGUUCAACGUGUACAGCCAAACCCUGCCCCAUUACAGAGGUUUCAUUCUUCAGUGCAUCAACGCUUAUCUGAGUAUCACACCCGAGAAGGAGCUCAAUGAGACAUUUACGCGUGUUGCCUCCAUGCUCGAACAGUCGGUGGUUUCUGAGCAGGAAGAAGCCAAGCAAGGCAACCAGCAGCCCCCCUCUGGCAACAAGAUGCCCCCUACCUCCCACACUUUGAUUGACCUAGUCAUUGCUAUGUCCAUUUAUCUGCCCCGCACCAGCUUCGCCAGCUUGUUCGCCAUGGCUGCAGCCAUCCUCAACGGACAGACCGGCGAUCAACAACUGAUCAAGAAGGCUUACAAGCUCAUCCCCCGUCUCGCUACGACCGAUGCAGGCAAGGCCGCGCUUCAGGAGCGGAGCUCCGAGCUUCAGACCCUGAUCUUGUCGACCUCCGACAAGACUCCUUCGUCCGCCCGCCGCGACCGCAUGCUGGCCGUUCACGAACUUGUUACAUACCUGCCGACUUCCGACUUGCACUUCAUCCCCGCCGUUCUCUCCGAGGUGGUUCUGGGUUGCAAAGAGAGCAACGAGAAGACGCGGACUGCCUCCUUCGACUUGCUCAUCCACCUUGCGAACCGGACUAUUGAUUCGGAACGCAACCCACCUGGCACCGUCAUUCGCAACUCUCUGGUGCCGCACAUGCCGGACAACGCGCCCGAUGCCCCGGCCACCAUUGAGGAGUUCUUCACCAUGGUUUCUGCUGGUCUGGCCGGUAGCUCUCCUCACAUGGUUGCCGCAUCUGUCACGGCUCUUUCCCGCCUGUUCUUCGACUUCCACACCCAGCUCCAGGCUUCCAUGAGCACCGAUCUCGUGCAGACCGUCGAGCUUUUCCUCACCAGCAACAACCGUGAGAUCGUCCGGUCCGUCCUUGGCUUCGUCAAGGUUGCGGUUGUGGUGCUCUCUGACGAGGAUCUGCGCGCGCGCCUGAGCAACCUGGUUCCGAACCUGAUGGUCUGGAGCAAGGAGCACAAGGGCCGUCUCCGCAGCAAGGUCAAGGGCAUCCUUGACCGCCUGAUUCGCCGCUUCGGCGCCGCUCCCAUUGAAGAGCUCGUCGGCGAGGCCGACCGCAAACUGGUGGUCAACAUCCGGAAGCUGCGCGAGCGCCGCAAGAAGAAGAGAAAGGAAGGCGAGCAGGGAGACGAGGACGAGGACGAGGACAACGCCGGCCCCGCCGGUGGGGCCGACAACGCUAAGAGCGGCCGCACCUACAGCAACGCCUUCGACAAGGCCGUGUACGACUCGGACUUCUCGGACUCGGACGACGACGCCAGCGAGAUCGAUGUCGACGAAGAAGGCGGCACGCAUGCCCGCAAGGGCCGCGGCCGCGGCGGCAGCACCACCCACAACCGGAAAUCCCAGCAGAGCGAGCAGUACAUCCGCGAGCUCUCGCCCGAGGACAACCCGCUCGACCUGCUCGCCCCCGACGCCCUGGCCAGCAUCUCGACCACGAAACCCAGCGUGCGCUUCCUCAACACGGGCCCUGGCUCGCGCAAGAAGCGGAACGCCAAGUUCGGCCCCGACGGCCGUCUGCUGCUGGGCGAGGAGGACGACGGGGACAACACCACUGCUUUGGAUGAGAACAACAACGGCGGUGGCGAAAGCGGCAUCAACGCCUACGUCCAGGCCGUCAGCGGGCCCGACGCCGUCCGCCGCGGCCAACGUGGCAAGCUCAAGAUGGCCCAGUCGCAGAAGAAGAAGUCCCACGGCGGCGACGACAUGGAUCUCGAUGACGAUGAUGCCGCCGCUGUGGGUGCGGCGACCAGCUCGAGGCCCGGGCCCGGCCGUCGCGGUCUCGGUGUUCCCAAAGCGCACGGUCCCAGCGGCGGUGGUCGUAUCGAGAAGCGUCGCGACGGUCGCGACAGUCGCGGUCGACCUGGCGGUGGCCGCGGCCGUGGCGGCGGUGGUGGCCGCGGCCGUGGUGGCAGUGGUGGAUUCCGUGGAGGCAGUGGCGGGUUCCGUGGCAGAAGAUAAAAAGUUGAGGCUGUUUGAAGAUGAUAUAUAGGUUAGUGGACAAUUGCACAAAACAGAAUGGGAUAAUGCCCGCGAAUCAGGUGGAGGCCAAGGGGGCGAUGGGGUGGGAAAUAACGUCCGAUAUGAGAUAGGACAUUCAAUUUUUUUUCCCCUUAUUUUCCAUAAUGAGAUGAAUCAUUGCUCGUCAUGUCACGUCUUCACCACCAACUAACUAAAUCUUUGAUAUGGCAUUUACCAAACCAAAGCACAUAACCAGUUUCCCUUUUCACUUGUGUCAGUUCUUUUCAUGCCACCCCAAAAAGCACAUCUAUCUAUCUAUAUUGUCUUGUCUGGUUUGUUGGUUUAGUGUUGUGCUUUGUGUUUUUUUGUGAAGGUAUUUUUGUAUACCCUUUCUCCUGUUUUGUUUUCCUGCUCUUAUUCGAGGUCGGAUUGUGUAAAUGUCGUUAUUAGUAGUAAGUUGGAUCGAUAU
Messenger RNA from Aspergillus saccharolyticus JOP 1030-1, 4456 nucleotides. RefSeq names its product mRNA-binding protein RRP12. Bases 88 to 3987 code for a protein of 1299 amino acids. The transcript has 3 exons. The record is from RefSeq and is a predicted model, not a curated record. Lineage: Eukaryota; Fungi; Ascomycota; Eurotiomycetes; Eurotiales; Aspergillaceae.